Dioszegia hungarica is the source of this 1011-nucleotide messenger RNA. RefSeq names its product ribosomal protein L17-domain-containing protein. Gene Ontology annotation, biological process: translation. Bases 1 to 1011 code for a protein of 336 amino acids. The record is from RefSeq and is a predicted model, not a curated record. NCBI's taxonomy places the organism in Eukaryota, Fungi, Basidiomycota, Tremellomycetes, Tremellales, Bulleribasidiaceae. Gene Ontology annotation, cellular component: ribosome; mitochondrial large ribosomal subunit. The transcript is spliced from 5 exons. Gene Ontology annotation, molecular function: structural constituent of ribosome.
AUGAAGCACGGUAUCAAGCUUAGAAAGCUGCAGAGAACGCCGUCGCAUCGAUGGGCGCUGUUGAGAAAUCUUGUGUCCGCCUUGCUGCACCAUGAGACUAUCAAGACGACCUUGCCAAAGGCUAAGGAGGCAGCGAGGAUGGCCGAGAAGAUCAUCACGCUUGGGAAGAAGGGCAACGAUCCUGCUCGUCGAGCAGCCAUGGCUUUCUUGAUGCCAAGCCACUCAUACAAUCCCGAAUCAAUAACAAACGGUCCCGUCCUUCCUCCCCGACCUACCGGCUACCCUUCCUCCCCCUCCUCUUCCUCCUCUUCUUCUUCUUCUUCUUCUUCUGAUCCCAACGCCGACCCCGAGCUCUUCGUACCACCCACCACCCUCCUCCCCAAACUCUUCACGACCCUCUCUGAUCGGUACGCCUCCCGGUCGGGCGGAUACACCCGGAUCCACAAAUUCGGGCGUCGACCAGGCGACAAUGCGCCCAACGCGAUCGUGGAACUGGUGGAUGGACCACGGGAUCUCAAGUUUGAGAUGACGGCUCGCGCGGUCGGGCGCGAGUUGGCGCAGCACGCAGAGAGGAAUGGGGGCGUGGCCGCUGUGGUUGGUUCUUCAGAGGGGUCGGAUGAGUGGGAGGCACUGAGGCCGAGGACGAAAUUGGGGAGGGAAAAGGUGUUGAAGUACAGAGGGGAGAAGGGGCGCGUCGAGAUGGAGGCGAGAUCGACAGAGUGGAUGGAUCGGUUGAUGGCUGAGGAGAGGGCCAGUGGGGGGAUGCGUAGAGCAAAAGAAGGACUGGAGAAUAAGGCGUGGUCAGAGGUCGCUAGGACACCAGAACCAUACCAUGGGAGACGAUACAAGUCUGGCGAGCGCUUGUCCGGGAUGGACAUUGCUAGGAAUACAGGUCUAGGCCUCGCCCGCGCAGACCUCGGCCGGAUAUUCCGGACCAACACCCCCGACCGGCGGCCACGGUUCAUCACCCAGCCUUCUGCCCGGUCAUCGACACCCCCACUAGACGCAUAG